AUGAACGCCACCGAGCAGUCCCUUUUGCUUCCCUUCCUCACCAGUUUCUCGGAAGGUGCUGCUCUUUUGGGGAACGUGAAGGUGCUGAAAGGGAUCCCCUAUGUGGAAGAUCGUCCCUAUCUCGGGUGGCCGAGUAUUCUCGGUUUCACCAUUGCUUGUUACUAUGUGAUUUAUACCUUGUACGCCUUGUACCUCCACCCGUUGCGCAAGUAUCCCGGCCCAUGGCAUCUCGCGGUCACCAACCUCCCCAACCGAUGGUCGACCAUUUCUGGCAACUCCUCCUACUGGUUGUACGAUCUCCACGAACAGUACGGACCCAUUGUGCGCGUGGCUCCGAACGAAAUCAGCUACUCGGAUCCUCAGGCGUGGCAGGACAUCUAUGGCCCGCAGCCGAAUCAACGGCUGGGGAUGCCCAAAGACCCCAAGUUCUUCAGCUCCUUUGAGGACAAGAAGACCGCCGCCUCGAUUAUCACCUCCCAGCCCAAGGACUACAUGCGCAUGCGCCACAUCUACUCGUACGGCUUCUCGAAGCAGGUCAUGCAGGCCAAGGAGCCCAUGAUUCAGGGCAUCAUUGACCGCGCGAUGGAGGCGCUACGCCAGACCCACCAGCAGCCCCAGGAUAUUGUCCAGAUCUUCCGGGCCACCGACUUCAGCAUUGUCACGGAAAUCGUCUUUGGCAAGGCGUAUCAUAUCUUUGACCGGACGACGUAUCAGCCCUGGUUCAAGAGCCUCAUGGGUUGGAUUCGGUCGACUGCCGUGAUCACCGCGACUACCGACUACCGCUUGGGCAAGCUGGCGGCCUGGCUCUUCACCCCGCGCGAUGUCAUGAAACAGCGCAAUGUCUACCUGAAGUAUGUAAAUGGCGAGAUUGAGGAGCGUCUGGGCGAGUCGAAUGAUGGGCGGAAGGACGUGGUGCAGCUCAUGUUCGAGACGACGGAUCAACACCAGCUGGCCGAGUCGGAUAUUCGAGCCAAUCUGCCCUUCAUGGUGAUUGCGGCCAGUGAAACCACGACGACGCUAAUGAGCGGCAUGAUCGCACAUCUGCUGAACUCCCCCGAUGCCCUGCGCCAGCUCACAGCCGAAGUCCGCGAGCGGUUUCGCUCGCCCAGCGAGAUCACCAUCGCCACUGUGAACAACCUACCCUUCCUGAAUGCCUGUGUCAACGAGGCCCUGCGCGUGUAUCCCGCCGCUCCCACACAAUUGCCCCGGGUCGUACCGGGCGUGGGCGCCACCGUCUGCAACCGCUGGGUGCCGGGGGGCACCAAGGUCUAUGUCGCCCCCUACGCCACCUUUCGCUCGGCUGAGAACUUCUACCAGCCCGAUGCCUUUCUUCCACAGCGCUGGCUGCCCGGGAACGAUGAGUCCUUCGAUGUGGAUAAAAAGAAUGCCUGGCGACCCUUUGGGCUGGGGGCGCAUGAAUGUCCCGGUCAAGUCAUCACCAACCUCAUCACGCGGCUGAUCAUGUGCAAGCUGCUCCUCAGCUUCGACCUCGAGCUGUGUGCAAACAGUCGCGACUGGCUGGCGAAACAGCCCGUGUGGAUUGUGUGGGACAAGCCCGAGCUGCUGGUCAAAGCCCGCCCCGUCGCCACCACCACUGCGUGA
Messenger RNA from Aspergillus saccharolyticus JOP 1030-1, 1602 nucleotides. Its product is annotated as cytochrome P450. The transcript is spliced from 3 exons. Lineage: Eukaryota; Fungi; Ascomycota; Eurotiomycetes; Eurotiales; Aspergillaceae. The record is from RefSeq and is a predicted model, not a curated record. The coding region runs from base 1 to 1602 and encodes 533 amino acids. Gene Ontology annotation, molecular function: heme binding; iron ion binding; oxidoreductase activity, acting on paired donors, with incorporation or reduction of molecular oxygen.